AUGGGUUCACACCUAAACAAGGUUCUCUCCACAAUCCUCCUGGCCUUGAUCCUUUCCGUCCUUCCGCCGGCGACUAGCUCCGACGACACCUGCCCAUAUCCCUGCUACCCUCCACCAACCGGCACCGGCUAUCCCGCCACUCCGGCCACUCUAACUCCACCGUCGCAAACAGACUCAGGCUCCUACUCUCCUCCAGCGUACUACUCUCCGCCGGCUGCAUAUUACCCAUAUAACCCGCCGCCGUACGAUGGCGACAGCUUCGACGGCAUCACUCCACCGCCACCGGAUCCGAUUCUGCCGUACUUCCCUUACUAUUACAAGAAGCCUCCUCACAAACCGGAGGAUGAAUCCGGUGGUACCGCCGUGUCGGAGAUCGGAGCUUUU
Molecule: messenger RNA, 384 nt
Organism: Cucurbita pepo subsp. pepo (vegetable marrow)
Lineage: Eukaryota; Viridiplantae; Streptophyta; Magnoliopsida; Cucurbitales; Cucurbitaceae
Source: RefSeq, a predicted model, not a curated record